AUGUUCAAAACGGUGUUAGUGAGAAAACUCAUUGAAAGACCUCCUAAAAUACACUACACACCUUCAGAGGAAAGGAUGACUCACCACACUGACGACCCGAGCUUUUUCUCUAAAGAGCCCAUUAGUCUCCUGUAUGCGUUUGGCUACGACAGCCAGAGAAUGGCAAACCUCCACGUUCUGGACGAGACCACACUGCUGUACAUGUCAGGCUUCGUGCUGACCUUCCUCAACCACAGAACGCUGGGGAAAUCUUAUCUUCGAUGUCUCGGUGGCUCUUGUUUUGGAGCACUAGCAAUUCACCCCAGUAAAAAACUGUUUGCAGCCGCCGAGAAAGGACGCUAUCCAUUAAUUGGAAUCUGGUCGUGGCCAAAGCUGCAGCUGUUCCGGAAACUGAAAGAGGGAACGGAUAAAGUGUAUGCCUCUGUGAACUUUAGCCCAGAUGGUAGACACCUGGCAUCACAAGGCGGAGACCCAGAUUACCUGAUUACCGUCUGGAACUGGCUGGCCGAGUCACCCCUGCUCCGUGUCAAGUCUCACGCCCAGGAUGUCUUUAGGGUCACGUUCUCCAGGGAGCUGGCUGGACGGCUGACCACUUCCGGCUUAUGUCAUAUCAAAUUCUGGAAGAUGGCGAACACAUUUACCGGACUGAAACUGAAAGGUGACAUUGGGCGGUUUGGUCGCACUGAGCUGUCCGAUAUUGAAGGCUAUGUGGAAAUGCCUGAUGGAAAAGUUGUCAGCGGAACUGAGUGGGGGAACCUCUUAGUGUGGGAGAACGGUUUAAUCGUGGCCGAACUGUGUGUGAAGAACGACGUGCCUUGUCAUGAUGGUAUUGUCCGACAAGUGCUGCUCAACGAGGGCGAGUUCUACACAACAGGCCAGGACGGCAUGGUGAAGACUUGGAGCUUCGAUGCCGUGGACACGGCUGAGAUCAACACCAGUGAGGAGAGCAUCAAGGUACCGCUCAAAGUGUUGGCAAAAGUAAGCGUCAACGAAGGCGCGGAUAUUUGGUCCAUUGUUCCGGACAUGCAGGAAUCAGAUUCAACAUCGGUGUUCUGGUUCGCGCAGGACGGCAAGGGUACUAUCUGGAAAGUCGAUCUGUCGUUUCUUAACACUGCAAAGGAACCAACAGUUAUCUCCACGGCUCACGGUGGACCCAUCGUCGGCUGUAAGUGCUCCCGCCUGGACACCAUUUUUACCACACUGGGAGCCGACGGACAAGUUCGAGUCUACAAUUACAUCACCAAGGAAUUAUUGGCUAGAGCCGCAUUCAGCGCCCGAGGCUCCUGUCUGAUCUGGCCAUCAGUGUUAGACCCCUUCAACACAACCAUGAUCGCUGGCUUUACAGAUGGCACGUUUCGGGUUCUGGCUCUGUCUGGAGAAUCUAGCGACAACCUCCCAAUGACUCUCAACUUGGAGCAGGUCAGGAAACCUCACUCGCAAGCACUGACCACGAUGGAAGUGGACACUGACGGAGAGCUUUUUGUCACUGGAGGUGAAGACGGUACCAUAUUUUUCUUUGAUGUGCGACAGGACUACCUGCCAAUGGCCUUUGUCCAAAUGCCGGACUGGAAGCCAGUGAGAAUUGUGGCCUGGUCAAGAAGUAUAUCAGACAGAAAAACAGUGUUUGCAGCUCUCGAUGGUGGCACUAUACAAGAAGUUCUGGCGCCAACGUGGGAGGAAAUAGAUAACGAGACGUCGUAUUUUCAUGUUGAUGCAAAGCUGCUCAGGCGAUAUGACUUCAUGAGCAUAAAGUCACAGCUGAGACACAACGAAGAACUACAGAGAGAAAGAAUCGCAGAGGAGGCCAGACAAGCUGCAAUGGAAGAAGAGAACAGACAAAGAAUAGCAGAUGGUAUAGAGACACAAUCUCAGCAGGAUCUUCGUCUCAUGCUAGAGGCGGAAGAGAUGGAGAGAAUGAAGGUAGACGAGAAACCCAAGAAAAAGUGGGAGCCGUACAUUCCAGCGGAACCUAGCCCCAUCUUGUUGAUGAUUCCCUGUCCAUUUCAAAAUGGCGAACUGGUGCUUUCAAUGGGAAAAUAUGACGCCGGCUACUUGUACAUGGUCAAACUCCUUGACAACGAAGAGAAUCCUUCCUAUGAAGCGAAACCACAGGAGCCAAUUGCAGCCAUUCCCGUGAACGAGUCGGAUGAUGUUCCUAUGACAGCCUACACCAUUAAUUCUGACGGCGAAACCGUAUUCUGGGGCUUUGAGGAUGGCAGAGUUAGAAUCCAACACUUGGCAUUUCCAUUUGACAUGGAGAGCGUCGGUGCACACUGGACUAUGGGGGUCCAUGAUUGCAUCAGGGGCUCUUUGACAUCCCUAGCUCUGGACAAGGAUGGCAUGUUCUUGAUCACUUGUGGAAACGAUGGCAACUGCUUCCUGCACAGUCUCGUGCCAGUGACGGAUGUAGAGACGUACACGUCACAGGUGAAGACUCCUCAGAUCCCUGUCAGACAGGCUCGAAUGGACAUCCAAGACAUUCUGAGUCCAACUGCUUACACGCUUGAGGUGUCUAAAACUAUCGAGAAAGAGAUGGCCCUGCUGGCUACAGCCAAGCGUAACAAAGCAGCCAAGCGAGAAGAGAUUGUUCGCUUACGUCUCAUGUUCUAUGAUAUAGUCAGACGGAACAACGAGCUCCCAGAGCACUGCCGUCUGACAGAGACUGAGUUUAUAAUUACCAAAGAUGGCGCCGUUAGAAGAGAAGCAGAAAUAGACCAAGCUCUAAAGCAACUUGAUUUGGAGAUGGCGUGGGAGAGAGAGCGAUGCAGCAUCGCCUUGAACAAGCUGAAGUCGUUUUACAAGGAUCAUGUCGAAUGUCAUCACUUUAUCGUGAAGGCCUUCAACUCCAACCUGGCUGUAAGCUCCUUCAGACUGACCUCGUUUCCCCCAUUCUUUGAGGUAGCCAAAGACAAGAUCCUGCACCAGAGCACGCCUCACGGAGUUGAGUCCAGCAUCGGCGACGACGACGUUUCUGGGGCGUCCAGUACCAUUUAUGAGCACGAGCCAAAGCCAAAACGGAAACGAGGCAUGGACAAGUUCGUCUACCAACGGCUGGUGAGACUCUGGGAACGAAAGCAAAAGAAGAUCCUUCGACGGCACGUGUGGAAAGAAUUUCUGGCCACGGAACCAAAAGGCAAGGAACUCAGGGAAGAAGACAGAGCCAUAGAGGAAGCUACCAACACAAUAGGAGACAUGAAGCUCAAGAUGGCUGCUGACUACAAGAUUCCCGACAGCAAGAAGCUGACGGAACAUCGAGGUCGCAAGCGUCUUGUAUAUUUGGAGGAAAUUAUCUAUAAGCUAAAAAGCAACUUCAACACAUCAUUAAUUCAACAGUUGCAACGUAAGACUCAGCUUAUAGAACAAAUGAACAGCUACCGGAAUAUUGUACUCGAACACCAGAGUCUGCUUCCCAAGGAGGAGCGCCUAGAGGUCCCGGAGAUUGAAAAACUCAGCCCAGAUGAAAACCCAAGACGGCACCUGGAAUGCACGCCUGAUGAAGUCAAAGCUUAUAAACAGCAACUGGAGGAGAGGUCCAAGAUGGCAGCCACGCAGGUUACCACACAUAAAACUAAAAAAGUAGAAACACCAGUUAAACGGAAGCAACACGCCGGACAACUUUACAAGAAAGUAUCGAGUACAAACAAGUUGCCGCUACACGAAGUAACCGACGAGGAGAAGGUCAAAGAAGAAGGACACGACCUGGGCAAUUUUGUGGAAACGAUUCCUUGCGAGCCGUCGACUCUAGAGAAGCGUAUCAUGCACGUGAAGCUGCAAGUGGCCAGGCACUAUCAACAAUACUACAUUAACAAGAUCGCAGAGGAGUGCUUCAUUUUCAACGCCCAGAUUAAAGUUCUGAGGCAUCGAAAAGCAAAACUGGAUUAUCUGUUAAAAACUGCUGACCAAAGAAUGGUGGUUCUGACCCAGGAGUUUCUGCUGGCUCAGAGAAGCGAGGCCAUGGAAGCAGCGAUGGAAGCACAGAUUAUGGAUGCCAACAAAGAAAAGAAAGAAUAUGCGGCACAUGUGAAAGCCUUGUCAAAGAAACAAGAAGCAGUUAAGAAAGACAUGGAUGGCUUCCUUAAACAAAAGAACGUUUUGCUUCAAGAUGUUAUGCAGAUUGCUUCGAAAGUUCCCGUCUUUGAAAAGUACUUGAUCCGUGUCUUCAACAAAAAGAUUAGCAAACCUAAAGUUAAAGAGCUGGGGGUCAAGAUAACAGAAUCCCAGGUCUCGUCCGGAAGUGACGACGACAGUGACUCCAGCAGCGAUAUGGACAUGGAUUUGGAUGAAGAUGAUGACGACGGGCUGGACAUUGAUUUCCCGCCCCCAGAGCUCAACAAAGACGUCUACGACCAGGUGGUUGAAGUCCGCAAAGGGCGUGUUGCUAUCGACGAGCACGAACAGGCCGCCAAGGAGGUCUUCGACGAGCUGGCAGCCAGCAUCAACACACUGAAGGGCAAAAUUGCCGCUGCUGACAAGGAGUUCGAAAAAGGCCGAAAGGAAUUGGAGGCGUUCACCAAAGAAAAGCAGCAGUUCCUCAACGCAAUCGACAUUGCCGUCUCGCUGAACCUACACCAGAUUCUUCACACGGACAAGGACCUCAGUGUGGCUCUGGUCACCGAGAACAGCACUAUCAGUAGGCUCCGACAGCGCAUCCCAGAGCUGUUGAAAGAGAAGAGGCUGCAGAGGAAGAAGGUCCUGGAGGUGAAGAAGCAACACUUUCAGCUGCAGAGGGAGAAACAGAGGUUUCUAGACAGGCUGGAGGAGAUGAGCAAGAAGUGUGACGAGGCGAUGCUGCGAAAGUUCGGCAUCGUCACGGAUGUGGAGAUGUUGGAGAACUUCUGCGUGGAUCCAGAGAUCGUGGCUCUCCAGAAGCAGCUGCACGAGCUGGAGUCCCGUAACGCCGGCGAGCUGUCCAGGCUUCACUUCCAGCAGCAGACUGUGAUGGAGAAGAGGAGGCGAGAGACUUGCCAACAGACGACCAAGUACUUCACCAUGACGGAGCUCAUGAAACAGAUCUCCAAGAUGACGCACGUCAUGGACGAGGACAUGAAGAGGCUGCCCUCGGAAUACGAGGAUGUCUCCGCCCGCACAGAGGCCAAGUACUUGAGACAGUUAGUCUCGGAACAAUGGCAGACUCUCAACUCGUUAAACUUGGAAAUUAUCAACCUGACUCGUCGAAACAGAACUCCACUGCCGCCCAUACCAGCAAUCAGGGACAGGAUCUAG
Candidula unifasciata is the source of this 5223-nucleotide messenger RNA. Lineage: Eukaryota; Metazoa; Mollusca; Gastropoda; Stylommatophora; Geomitridae. The record is from the annotation of a GenBank genome assembly.